GUCACAGGGUUUAUUUAACACGUAGCUCAAUCCACCCACACUCAUACAUUUAACCAAGACGGAGAGUCGGAACUACUGCUGGCUACGUCUGAAUCGCGGGGUGGCAACAUCGUCUGCUGUUCUUGUCUUUGAUAAUAUUAUAAUAGUACAACAAAGAAUGAAAAUAUAAUCAUCAGAAACAAAACCUCUUAUUAACCCGGAGUUGGAAUUAAUGCGAACAAGCGUCAACACAAGAUAAUUUGUUUGCUAAACAUAUAAAACAACAAGAAUAUAUUAUUGUAUAUUCUGACUGUAUAAAUCAGGAGAUUCUGCAGACGUUAUUUGGGAUUGUUCAAGAAAGAAAAUGGAAAGGAUUACAAGUGCGCAACCACCUCCUUGUAUGGCAAAACACCCGUCACUGGAGAUCUCUGACAUGCAAGGGAUGGACUUCUCCAUGUACGUAUACAAGCCCAGAAGAGGCGUGAAGCGCGGGCACGAGGACAGUAAGGAAACUUACAAGCUGCCCCAUCGACUAAUCGAAAAGAAAAGACGUGAUAGAAUAAACGAGUGCAUCGCUCAACUGAAGGAUUUAUUGCCAGAGCACCUUAAACUUACAACGCUGGGCCAUCUGGAGAAAGCUGUGGUUUUGGAGCUCACGCUCAAGCACGUGAAAGCGCUGACUACUCUGCUGGAGCAGCAGCAGCAGAAGAUCAUGGCCCUGCAGAACGGCAUGCAAAUCGGUGAGCAGCCCUCUCCUAGCCCAGAGAACAGUGAGGAGAUGUUCCGCUCAGGGUUUCACAUGUGUGUGAAGGAGGUCCUCCAGUACCUGGCCAAUCAGGAGAGAGACGUGACACCCUCCCAAAUGAUUGGCCACCUGCACAAGGUGGCCUCGGAGGUGCUGCAGGGCGCUCCCGGCCCGCGCUCGGAAAAGCCCGCCCACAAGGAGAAGCCUCCUGGGCCGCUGCCCAAGGGGACGGAGGGGCACGGGAAGAACUGCGUGCCCGUCAUCCAGAGGACUUACCCGCAGAUGGGUAGCGAGCAGAGCGGCAGCGACACAGACACUGACAGCGGCUACGGGGGCGAGCUGGAGAAGGGCGACUCCAAGCCCGAGCGCGCCGUCUACUACGGCGACGAGCGGCAGCUGAAGUACGCGCUGUCCGAGAGGGUGGCGGGAGUCAUCAAGCAGGAGGGCGACGAGCCGCGGGCCAAGCGUCUCCGGGUCGAGUCCUCGGAGGACGAGUCCCUGUCCGGGAGCGAGGCCAUGGGCGGCCCCGCCAGCUACAUGGGCUUCUCCCCCCACCAGCCCUCGCUCUGCAUGCCCUUCUACCUCAUCCCCCCCGCCUACCUGCCCAUGCUGGAGAAGAGCUGGUACCCGGGGGGCAUGCCCGUUCUGUACCCGGGCCUCGGAGGGUCGGGGGCGGGCCUUUCCCCGGAGAAGCACCCUCAGUCCCUCGUCAUGUCCCCCAGAGUGGGCUCCCCAGUCUCUGCGCCAAGCCCUAUGGACUCCCCAGCGUUGCUCCAAGCUUUGAAGCAGGUCCCCCCCUUGAACUUGGAAACCAAAGACUGAGAACUUUCCUUUUCCAUCCCCUUGAGCAACCCCCACUCUGAGAGUUGAAGGUAGUCUGCUGAUAAACCAUGAAAGGUAUGAAGAGAAGGAAAGAGUUGAGGGCAGCCUUGUUGUCCUUCAGCAGCUAGUGUGGUGGUCCCUCUUGAGGCCACCGUUUCCUAGUGAGAGAACAGGGCUGCCGAAAUGGCAGGUCAUCUCCAGUCUUCACAGGGCUACUGAAAGCAUGCCAGCUCAUCACCAGUCUUCAACCCCGGAAGAAAGAGAGAGAAAGACACGAUCAACAGAGAAAUCUACGAGAGAGCACCUCAGAGAAACGCUGAAGGUGAAAUGUACGGACAAAUUGAAACAUCAAAAGAAAUGUGAUUGGUGAAUGCAGGAGGUUCUUCUUUCCUUCGGGCUGGUGUUAGAAUCAAAGUUUUGAAUGUGAUUUGUGCUCCACUCCCCAGCCCCACAGCAACAGGACCUUCCCUUUGCAUAAGCACGCCUCAGUUGAAUGUAACCUGAAAAAACCCCUGUAGAUGCUGCUUUCAAAGUGUCUGCAUGCUGUAGACAAAUUGAUGGAGGGUGAGAGGGAGAAUUCUCCUUCUUGUGCAUGUAGCUGCUGAAUCAAAACAGAUCUUACCCCGAAACCUGUUCACGCAUAACAGUCAUGCCAGCAUUCUUGUAAUAUCAGCUGCGCGUCUGACUGUUGGCCAGAGCUAUGAAUGCAGAUACACAUCCUUUCACACCCAUACGAGCACCUCAAAAAUACGCCAUGGAGUUUUUCAAAGAUAAUGCUUACUUGGAAGCCUGGUUUUCAUCAUUCUUGAAAAUUAGGGAGUUGAUAAUGGGUAGUAACACAUAUUUUAGUGUUCAGUUUAGAAUUCAUUACCAUUUGUACAGAUGGAUUGUAACAUUGUGGGAAAAGUGAUGGAUUCUCUUGUAAUUAUUUUGUUAAUACUACUUGUACAUCUCUAUUUUUGAUACGUGUCCUACAAAUUCUGUACUACCAUGCUGACUAGAAAGAGUUUUAAACGGUUGUUCAUCGUAUGCCAAGAGAACGUGUACAUAGCACUGUGCUAGAUCUUGCAUCAUUCUCAAAAUUCAUCUCUGGUCAAAUUAAACUUGUUCUUUAUUCAUGAUGUUGCCUUGUGAAAGCUGAUAAAUUGAUAUCAGAAGUUUACUAAAUGUAUUUGUAUGAAUACUGGAAUAUAAAGUCAAGAGAGAAAAGUGAAUGUAAUGUUUUAAACAGAAGAUUAGUUUUGUACAGGAAGAGGUACAUGGGAUUUUAUAUUUUGGGACCUACCAGAAGGUUGUUUGUUGUACAUAUUUUGUCUAUAAAUGUUGAUAAACAUUAUAUAAGCGUAAUAAUAAACUAUUUUUUUUCCUGUGGAAAA
Molecule: messenger RNA, 2922 nt
Organism: Conger conger (European conger)
Lineage: Eukaryota; Metazoa; Chordata; Actinopteri; Anguilliformes; Congridae
Product: class E basic helix-loop-helix protein 40-like
Exons: 5
Coding region: 344-1546 (400 amino acids)
Biological process (GO): anterior/posterior pattern specification; regulation of neurogenesis; circadian regulation of gene expression
Cellular component (GO): nucleus
Molecular function (GO): RNA polymerase II cis-regulatory region sequence-specific DNA binding; DNA-binding transcription factor activity, RNA polymerase II-specific; protein dimerization activity
Source: RefSeq, a predicted model, not a curated record